Molecule: messenger RNA, 1957 nt
Organism: Drosophila persimilis
Lineage: Eukaryota; Metazoa; Arthropoda; Insecta; Diptera; Drosophilidae
Gene: Amt
Product: putative ammonium transporter 2
Exons: 3
Coding region: 123-1829 (568 amino acids)
Biological process (GO): ammonium homeostasis; ammonium transmembrane transport
Cellular component (GO): membrane
Molecular function (GO): ammonium channel activity
Source: RefSeq, a predicted model, not a curated record
UUCAUUUAUUCAGUGGGAGAAUUUGGCUGACUCGAAUUUGAUGUUUAGCAUGACUUCCCGGACACUCGUUGACCAUCACGCGAGGCUGUCGGACGUCCUGAGCGGUGGAAGCGGCUUCGAAAAUGGACAACGCCACGGCGAGCGGUUUGAAGGGGAUCGGGCGAAAUCAUAGUAACUAUGUGAUACCCGGACUCUAUGACCUCUCCACGGAGGACACCAACUGGGUGCUGACCUCGUCCUUUAUCAUUUUCACAAUGCAAACGGGAUUUGGCAUGCUGGAGUCUGGCUGUGUGUCAAUCAAGAACGAGGUCAACAUCAUGAUGAAGAACGUGAUCGAUAUUGUGCUUGGCGGAUUCACCUAUUGGCUCUUUGGCUACGGCAUGAGCUUCGGCCGUGGGCCGCUCUCCAAUCCGUUCAUAGCUAUUGGAGACUUUCUUUUGGAUCCGCCCGUUGGCGAUGCCCUGAUGGGUCAGAUAUUUGCUGCCUUUCUUUUCCAGCUCUCGUUUGCCACCACGGCCACGACCAUUGUGAGUGGCGCGAUGGCAGAGCGUUGCAACUUUAAGGCCUACUGCCUGUUCUCGUUCCUCAAUACGGCUGUCUAUUGCAUUCCCGCUGGCUGGGUGUGGGGCGAGCAUGGAUUCCUCAAUAAACUGGGCGCCGUGGAUAUUGCCGGCAGCGGACCCGUGCAUUUGAUUGGCGGUGCAUCGGCCUUUGCCUCGGCCGCUAUGCUGGGUCCGCGUUUGGGCCGCUACUCCGAGGGCUAUGAUCCUCUGCCGCUGGGCAAUCCAGUCAACGCCUGCAUGGGCUUGUUUGUGCUCUGGUGGGGAUGGCUAGCCUUCAAUUCGGGCAGCACUUACGGCGUUAGCGGAGCGAAGUGGCAGUAUGCAGCGCGAGCGGCCGUAAUGACGAUGAUGGGCUCCUUUGGCGGCGGCUUCACUAGCUCCAUAUUCUCAUUUUGGCGGCACGACGGUGGGAUGGACAUCAUGGAUCUCAUCAAUGGAGUGCUCGGCUCGCUGGUGUCCAUCACGGCCGGUUGCUUCUUGUAUCGCGCCUGGGAGGCCUUGGUAAUUGGUGCGAUCGGUUCGUUGCUCUGUGUGCUGGCUAUGCCCCUGUUCGAUCGCUUGGGCGUGGACGAUCCAGUGGGUGCCAGUGCUGUGCAUGGCGUCUGCGGAAUCUGGGGUGUUAUCGCCGUGGGACUGUUUGCCGACAAUCCCAUACCUCUAGACACGACCAACGGACGCAUGGGUCUGUUCAAGGGCGGUGGCUGGUACUUGCUCGGUAUUCAGACCCUUUCUGCACUUUGUCUGGCAUCUUGGGGCAUUUGUUCAACGUUUCUGCUCCUCUAUGUGAUCAACAAGAUCAUACCCAUACGCAUGGAUCCGCACGAGGAGCUGCUGGGCGCCGAUCUCACCGAGCAUCGUAUACGUCACAGUCAAAUUGGUCUGUCGCGUGCCAUCUCCGCCCUAGCGCCCAUUCAAGUGGAUCUCAAGAAUAUAGCUGGGGUCCAGCCAAUCGGCAUUAAUCCUGGCCACGAGCGCAGCAUCGACCAACUACGUGCGGCCGAGGACAAGCUGUAUCAGUGGCAAUCGUACCUGGAGCAGGUGAGCAAUCCGCGGAUAACCCGACAUAAAUUGGUCGCUGAUUCGGACAUCACCUUCAAACCUAAAACGCCGAGCAAGCCUCCGGGAAAUGUCUUCAGUCGCAGACCACUCACAAGAGAGCUCAUUAGCGAUGGCUUCUAUCGUCCCAACAACAGCGAGUUGCCUGUGAUUGGAGCUACCAUAUCCAAUAAGCUGGACAAAGAUCCAAACUUUGCUUGGGUUGAUUAGUCAGAUAUUAGAUUGUUACCCCAAAAUAGGGGAAACCAAGUAGACACGCUGUUUUAGAGGAAAUGUAAACAUUUGAAUGGGCUGAGUAGAUCUCAUGCUCAAACUUGUAAUAAAAUAUAUUAAAUGUA